Molecule: messenger RNA, 7047 nt
Organism: Mus pahari (shrew mouse)
Lineage: Eukaryota; Metazoa; Chordata; Mammalia; Rodentia; Muridae
Gene: Mdm4
Product: MDM4 regulator of p53
Exons: 11
Coding region: 170-1636 (488 amino acids)
Biological process (GO): protein ubiquitination; regulation of cell cycle; negative regulation of apoptotic process
Cellular component (GO): nucleus
Molecular function (GO): ubiquitin-protein transferase activity
Source: RefSeq, a predicted model, not a curated record
GCGAACGCUGGGCUUGAGAGGCCGGAAGUGGUGCUGCUGCCGUUGCUCGCAGUUUCAAAGUGCUGUGCAGGCCUUAGGGUCUCCGGCUGCCACCUCUCCCCCAGCCAGGACGAGGAGCAACUCAUGGAGCGGCCGUAAGUUUGCUAACUGUGGAGUCUUCACUGCCAAAAUGACAUCACAUUCCACCUCGGCCCAGUGUUCAGCAUCUGACAGUGCUUGCAGAAUUUCUUCGGAACAAAAUAGUCAGGUACGACCAAAACUGCAGCUUUUGAAGAUUUUGCAUGCAGCAGGUGCGCAGGGGGAAGUAUUCACCAUGAAAGAGGUAAUGCACUAUCUAGGCCAGUAUAUAAUGGUGAAGCAGCUCUAUGAUCAACAGGAGCAACAUAUGGUAUACUGUGGUGGAGAUCUUUUGGGAGAUCUACUUGGAUGUCAGAGCUUUUCUGUGAAAGAUCCAAGCCCUCUCUAUGACAUGCUAAGAAAGAAUCUUGUUACAUCAACCUCUAUUAACACAGAUGCUGCUCAGACUCUCGCUCUCGCACAGGAUCACACUGUGGAUAUUCCAAGUCAAGACCGACUGAAGCACGGUGCAACAGAAUACUCCAAUCCCAGAAAAAGAACUGAAGAAGAGGAUACUCACACACUGCCUACCUCACGACAUAAAUGCAGAGACUCCAGAGCAGAUGAAGACUUGAUAGAACAUUUAUCUCAAGAUGGGACCUCUAGGCUUGACCUUGAUUUUGAGGAGUGGGAUGUUGCUGGCCUGCCUUGGUGGUUUCUAGGGAAUUUGAGAAACAACUAUAUUCCUAAAAGUAAUGGCUCAACUGAUUUACAGACAAAUCAGGAUAUAGGUACUGCCGUUGUUUCAGACACUACGGACGAUUUGUGGUUUUUAAAUGAGACCGUGUCAGAGCAAUUAGGUGUUGGAAUAAAAGUUGAAGCUGGUAAUUCUGAGCAAACAAGUGAAGUAGGGAAAACAAGUAACAAGAAGAUGGUUGAGGUGGGAAAAGAUGAUGAUCUUGAGGACUCCAAGUCCUUGAGAGAUGAGACUGAUGUGGAAGUUAGCUCUGAGGAUGAGUGGCAGUGUACAGAAUGCAAGAAGUUUAAUUCUCCAAGCAAGAGGUACUGUUUUCGUUGCUGGGCCUUGAGGAAGGGUUGGUAUUCGGAUUGUUCUAAAUUAACUCAUUCUCUCUCUACAUCUAAUAUCACUGCCAUACCUGAAAAGGACAAUGAAGGAAUUGAUGUCCCUGAUUGUAGGAGAACCAUUUCAGCUCCUGUUGUUAGGCCUAAAGAUGGAUAUUUAAAGGAGGAAAAGCCCAGGUUCGACCCUUGCAACUCAGUGGGAUUUUUGGAUCUGGCUCAUAGUUCUGAAAGCCAAGAGAUCAUCUCAAGCACGAGAGAACAAACAGAUAUUUUUUCUGAGCAGAAAGCUGAAACAGAAAGUAUGGAAGAUUUCCAGAAUGUCUUGAAGCCGUGUAGCUUAUGUGAAAAAAGGCCUCGGGAUGGGAACAUUAUUCAUGGGAAGACGAGCCAUCUGACGACGUGUUUCCACUGUGCCAGGAGACUGAAGAAGUCUGGGGCUUCGUGUCCUGCUUGUAAGAAAGAGAUUCAGUUGGUUAUUAAAGUUUUUAUAGCAUAGUUGAGUCAGUUGCAGAGAAAUACUAGGAGGACCAGGUCAUUUAUCAAAAAAAAAAAAAUCAGUAUUCUUAGAGGCAGGGGCAGAAGAUCACCAAUUUUGAUGCCAGUCUGGGCCAUAUAAUGAGAUCUUAGUCUUAAAAAGGAUCAGUAUUGAGCAUCUUUUAUAAAUGUGACCCAUUGCAUGUGUUAUUUGUAUAAGCAUAUAUGGAAUUUUAGAUAAGUUUUGAGGGUUUCAUUAAUGAGGAGAUACUUUGUUCUUCUUCCGAAUUGUAAACCCAGGAGGGAAUAAUAUCAAUACAAACAUAGCAAUGCAUUCUUUUAUUCACUUCCAAAUUAUUGCAAGAAUAAUACAUUAAUUGAUUUAUUCUCUACCCUGGUGUUAUGUAAUGUUCUUGAGGCAUCAAAAUCUAAAGCAGUUAUUAAAUGCUAGGGCUAACACUGAAGAGGACAUAUCCGAUCAGUCUCUCAUUGUGUAGCCAAGGAUGACCUUAAAUUCCCGAUACCUGUCUUUACCACCACCUAUGUGCUCAUAAGCCGUCCCACUAUGCCCAUCUGAAAUUUUAGUUUUAGAUCAAAUAACACAGGUGUACAUCUCUUCACAGCCUUAUUAGUUCUAAAAAGAAAAGGUACAGACUUUGUAGCCAACACUGCAUUUGUCUCAAGCUGGCUAGGUGUUUUGCAUUUUUUGCUCUGGAGUUGUUCACAUUCUGAGGCAGUGGCCUAUGAUAGGGCUUGGACAGUAGAGAGAAGGAAUGUAGCAGCUAUGAAAGGAUCUCUUCUGCUUAGUCAUUUUAUACCACAUCAAUUUAGUAUAAUACCAAUAUACGAACUGAAGAUCUUCAAGCUGAAUCCCUUAUAUCUUUUCUGUGUCCACUGAACUCAUGGGGGCCAUCUUGAUGUUUCCCCAGGGAUAUGAGUACAUCAUUUUAAAGACCAAGUCCCUAGAGCUAUUGAACUUGAGGGCAAUCUAGCUGUCUUGGCUUUCCCUGUGGCUCCUGCUGUUAGAAAGGGGGAGAUGCAUGGUAUCCAGUCCCCUUAUAUCAUUGUGUCCCUGCUGGACUGGGACCACUGGGGCUCCUCUAACUACUACUAAGAGGAGCUAUGUUAGCUUUAUGUUCUUGCAUUGACUCCAUGUUCCCUGUCUGUCCCAUGCUCUACCAGUAGACCCAACUUAACCAAAUUUUCACUGGAUUAGUUAUCAUAGUUAUUCUUUAAUUGCUGUGACAAAGUACCAAUGCAAAACAUAAAAGAAAGCAUUUAAUGGGGUUUGCUUUUAAGAGGGUUAGAAUCCAUGAUGGCUGGCAGGGACAGCUGAGAGCUCACAUCUUGAUCUGCAAGUAGAAUGUAGAGAAAAAAAGAGCCCUGGGAAACCCCAGGGCCUGCCCCCCAGUGGUAAUUGGUCUACCAUUUCCACCAACUGGGGGCUAAGUAUUCAAACUUAAGAGCCUGUGGUUUAUAUUCUCAUGUAAGCCACCACAUUCCAUGAAAAGAAUUACUAAUUACUGUGCUACAGAGCCAGUAUUAGGCUUUCUGGAAAUCUCCUCUAUCAAAGAAGUUAGUUUUCACUCCAGACUUAGGCAAAUUCUUAGGACAAGGGUAGAAGGCAGCCACAUUCUUUGCCAAAACAUAACAAGAAUAAGUCUUUAGCCAGUUGCUAAUAAUUGCUAUACCCUGCAGCCUCUUGAUCUAGGCUUCCUCUCAUUACUAGUAUCUUUUAGGCUCCUAUUGGACCCAUUAAACUCUGUUUACAGCCUUGAACCCUUUCUUAGUCCAAAAUCCCAAACUCUUACACAUUCCUCCAAAAAAACCACAUGGUCAGGUCUUUCACGGCAAAGGUCCACUUCCUGGUACUAGCUUCUGUGUCUUGGCUACUCUAAAAUUGCUAUAACAAAACACCCCGACCAAGGCAGAAUGUACAAGAAAGCAUUUAUUGAGUUUAUGGUUUGAGGGAUUUAGUUCAUGAUGGAACAGUUGAGAGCUUACAUCUCAGUCUGCAAGUAGGAGGCAGAGAGAGAACCCAGGGAAUGGCAUGGACUUUUGAAACCUCAAAGUUUUCACCUUGUGACAGACCUCCCCAACAAAGCUGUAUCUCCUAAUCCUUCCCUAGUAGUUCCUCCAACUGGGGACCAAAUAUUCCAACAUGAGCAUAGGGGAGCAUUCUCAUUCAAACCGCUAGUUUGCAGAGGAACUUUCCUAGCCAUGGCUUGUCAUUGCUCCCAGUUGAUAAUUUCACUAUUUGUAGCAAACUCAUUGGUCAAGUCCUUGUUAUUAUGGAUCUUCUGCUUGUAUUGAAAAUCCUGCAGCUCCUGUUGGGAUUGAUGUGCAGUCUCUGAGGGACUGAUAACAGACUUGUAUGUCCAUAUCUCCAUGGCAGUGAGAAAAAGUAGCUUAGAGGUAAUUCUAGAUGUCACCAGUCACAGUCUCUACUUGAGAAUAGGCUAUGAUAUGUCUAGCCCUGUACUUUAGUUAUUUCCUAAACUUGGACCUCCCGGGUGGAAUUGGGUCAUUAAGAUGUUUAAUUCCAAGCACUACAUUCAAAAUAGGAUACAUUAUAUAGUAUGUCAGUUUCAUUCUAAUGCUUUUCUUAAUCUUUGGGGCAGCGUCUUGCUGUUUAACAAUGACUGGCCUGGGCCUUGCCCUACAGCUUGGGCUGGCCUCGGCUUUAAAGUGACCUUCCUGCUUUUGCCUCUCGAGGGCUGGAAUUGUAGGCAUGUAAUGACUAAAUUUCUUAUUUUGCUUUUCAUUUAAGUUAGUUUUUGUUAUUCUAUCUUGGACAAAAAGUGCAGAGCAGAGAUGACGGAUUAUUAGGAAAGUUUCCAGGGUCUCACUGUUAAUGUGUUCCCCACAGGGGACUUCAUGGUUGUUGAUGUGCUUCUGUUUACUACUGUGUCAGAUGAGCAAUUCAGAGCUAGGCUUCAGACAAGUGACUGCCUCCUUCGCCCAUUUAGGAUGUAGUAGGUUUAUGAUUGAGGGCUGGAACUGGUAGAUUAGAGCAGCCAGACUGGCCUCUUAUCUGCCACAAAAUUGUAUGAUAGAACAUUGUACCGCCAAGCAUUUGUGACUGUGUGGAUAUGAAUUCAUUAUUUAUGUAUAUUUAGAUGUAUGUGAUACUUUGCAUGGUUUGAAAGAAUUUAUUCUGAAAGCCAGAUCAUUUGUAACCUUUGUGUGUCAGUUCAAUGUAAUGUUGGGGCCUUUGAAAAGUUGAUUGAGAAAUUGGGGAGCAUUCCCAGUUCUCUAAUGUUCCUUGUUUAGUUCUCUUUAGAAAGAGACACUUUUGGACCAGCUGUUUAGCUGUUUUGUUCUGUUUCCAUGAUAUUCUGGGAAUCUCCAUGACUUUAGAUACUGUGACUGUUAUUUUCCCUUUAGCCCAAAUGGUUGAUUCAGUCUAAAGAAUACUAUUUUUUGAUGCCUCUUCAAUUGUUGCAUGUGCACACUAUCUAGAUUGAUGCUACCUUUGCUAAAAAUGUCUUAAGAUAAAGAACUAGCUGUUUAGAACCUGCAUUUCAAAGAUAAAGAAACCUGGAAGCUGUCCUGUGCCAAAAGUAAAGUGUACAAUGUUUACAGAUGGGUGGAAUUUUGCACUGCCAUAGGGAAUGGUGAGCUUGUAUCUCCAGGUUCCUUAGAUUUAUGAGUAGAUAGUUGCAGUUAAGCUUAUGAGAGAAACUGUUGAGCCCUCUAAGGCUAAGCUGGUAAUGAGUAUCCAAGACAGGUGGUGGUUAAAGGGACUCCCUAGACCUAGCUUGGGUCUUUCUGUUGACAGUUCAUGGUCUGCAGAUACUGUACGCUUUUUCAUUUAGAGGAGCUGCCAGCUCUCUCCUCUUGUGAAAGACUGUCUUGUAGACAUUUUGAAAUCUUUUGAUGUAAUGUGCAAUCCCAAGUAAUGCCAUUAUUGGUGAAUGUAGCAUUGUUAAACUUUUAUUGUAAAUUCUUUCUGGUCUUACCUUGAUAGCCUUGGUUUUUGUUUUGUUUUCAGAGACAGAGCCUGGCUAUUUGGUUUACCUAGAAUUUGCUUUAUGAUUAGGCUCUCCACAAACUCACAGAUGUCUGCCUUUCUGCCACCAUGCCCAUGCAACUGAUGGUACCAAAAAUGAUCUCACAUCUAUGGUGCUGCUUAUGUGUCUUUGCAUAGGCGCCCCCUUCAGUCCCAUCUAGGAGCACAGCACAGUAGAAGUCCAUUUCUUAAGUUGGAGGAGUCAGAGAUAAGCUAAGAGGACUAGUUGCUUCAGUGGUACUGAAGAUUAGCAUUGUGUUGAGACACUUGAGGGCCAAUACGAGCUUUUAAUUUGUUACCCAAAGGCGUUUUGUAUUCUUAAACAGCAAGUACUUUGAUGUGUGUAGACAUUUCCCUUCAUUCUCCCCCCCUCCUCACCGCUUUUAUGGUCUCUUAUUUUUGAGUUCGCAGCAUUUGGACAUUGCUUUUAUGCCAGAGGCCAUCUGUCACUUUGGGUGUUUAGAAGUACAGUGUACUUAUGUAGGGUCCUCCUUCAGCCUGUCCUGAGCAGUGUUGUGGUUACAGAAUGGACCAUGUGCUCCAGCAGAGAGGAGGGAAGCUGGGAGGGUACAGCUGUCGUCUGCCUUCCUUUGUGGAGGUGUUGGUUUGUUUGAGCACUAAGGAAUUUGAGGUCAAUCUUCCCCCUCUUCCUGCCCAUAGUUUUCACUUCCCUUCCAGUAAGAACAACCCCUAAGAGAAAGAGACGCAGUACUCUUGGCCUUCGUAGCCAGCAGCUUAUGUCCUACUCUGGAAGUUGUAAGCUACAGUUUUUCUCACCUGUAAAGCCAACACACACGGGCUAUCCAUUCCUACCUCAGUUUGAUGUGGCAACUAUGGAGAAACAACUCUUAAAAACUCUGACUGCCUUGAAGAUGGAGGAAGCUAGUAGUAGUCUUGGUCGACUGUGCUCUAAGGGUUAUAUUGAGAAUCUUUUAUUCUGGAAGUGAGUGCAGGUCUCCUUACUGCCUGCUCAGUAGACCUGUGUUGCCUGCUUUAAGUCUCCGCCCACCCGCCUGUCCUUCCCUUGAUUAGGGAGGGCUGCCUCCAGGCGCUUUGAGAAGCACAAGUAAAUCUAGAUAGCAUAUUCUAUCCUGAUGGGACUUCCUUGCUUUGUCUUGCUGUAUAGGAAUUCAUUCUGUCUACACUUGAGUGGUUGGCAUGAGAUGCUCGACCUGUGUGUCGAGAGGCAGUUUCAUGACAUUCCCAGUCUGGUACUUGCCAGUGCAGUAGCAAAUGAGGGGUAAUAAACUGAGAAGAACGGCAGCUUACUAACGAGGCCAGAGGGAAAUGUUUCCGUGUGUCCUUGUGUAACUUUUUACAGUGCCACUAAGUUAAUAGCCCUGUAUGUGGGUGUUUGCACUAUGUAAUGCUUUUAAUGUGUUUUUAUUGUGUUUUUGUGUGAUUAAACAGUUUUUAUUUCA